AUGGUUAUGCUCAGGUUGGUUAGACCUGCUGUCAAGUAUGAUAUAGCCUCGUGUGGUAUAGUUUCUAGAGCUUCUAGUAUCCGAUGGCAAUCCACUGGUUUGAAACCAACUUCUGAUUCAACAUUCAAUCCAAAUUCGAUAUACGUUGUUUCAUUUCCAAUAACUACUCAUAAGUCGUAUAUCUAUUGUAAUCAUGAACCUUCGUUAUUGGCCCAAUCACAAUUAUCAACGUACCCAAUCUUAACCAAGGUGGAAACCAAGAUUACGGGAUUGGCCCUGAAAGCAUGGAAUAAAUUAAAACUGUCAGAACUUGAGAUUAAUAAGAAGAUUACUAAAUUAGUCUAUUCGUUAUUGAACACUGUUCCUUACGAUGAAAGCUGUUUAACCUCCUUCCCAUCCCAAAGCUCUAUGAUUAGAGAAAUUAAUAAAGAGGUUCUUUCGAAUAAUGAAAAAGUUAAUACCAUGGUGCAAUCGCAAAUUGACCAUUUAAAGAUUCCUCAGAACCAAUUAAAACCUAUUCCUCUAUACCAUCCGACUUUCCAGCAUUCAAAUUCUAUUAUCGACCAAUUGAAACUGUUUAAAGAUGACUCAUAUGCAAAACAUAUGAAAUACGCGAUUUUAUGUGGUAUUGGGGUACCAAUUAGUUUACCUUUGGCAAUAAUCCCUUUGGUUCCAAACGUUCCUGGUUUAUACUUGGCUUAUAGGCUCUACUGUAACGUCAAACUGUUGAUGGGUGCAAAACAUUUGGAUUAUCUUCUACAAGAUGAUCAGCAUCUUCUAUUCAAGCCCCAGGGCAAAAUCGACGCCAUCUAUCGUCUAGAUAACUUUGCCAAUGAGUUACUCGACCAAAGCGAAGUUUCAAAGAACUUCGAUGAAGAAAAAGUCCUCAUCACCGAAGAUAUCAUUGAAGGUUUGGUCAGCCAUUUCCAUCUUCAUCACUUGAAAUCAGAGUUGAUUAAAGCAAUGAAUCAGGAAUCAAAACGUAUCAACCAAAACUUGAAAGUAAACGAUAUCGUCGAGUGA
Messenger RNA from Hyphopichia burtonii NRRL Y-1933, 1023 nucleotides. RefSeq lists its product as uncharacterized. Gene Ontology annotation, cellular component: mitochondrial inner membrane. Gene Ontology annotation, biological process: potassium ion transport; proton transmembrane transport. The transcript has a single exon. Bases 1 to 1023 code for a protein of 340 amino acids. The record is from RefSeq and is a predicted model, not a curated record. NCBI's taxonomy places the organism in Eukaryota, Fungi, Ascomycota, Pichiomycetes, Serinales, Debaryomycetaceae.